This is a messenger RNA of Sorex araneus (European shrew), 3970 nucleotides long. RefSeq names its product small nuclear RNA activating complex polypeptide 4 (gene SNAPC4). The record is from RefSeq and is a predicted model, not a curated record. Lineage: Eukaryota; Metazoa; Chordata; Mammalia; Eulipotyphla; Soricidae. Bases 86 to 3763 code for a protein of 1225 amino acids. The transcript has 23 exons.
CGGGGCUGGAUUUCCGUUCGUCUCCGCAGACUCCGGCGCAGCUUGAGGCGUGGGUUGGUUCGGCAGCCGGCGGGCACGUGGGGCCAUGGACGCGGCGGCCGAGAGGGAGCAGAUCGCCAGGGAGAUCCGGGAGCUGGAGAGGAUUCUGGACCCCGGCGCCACCGGCCUCGGCGUGGACGUCUCCGAUUCGAGCCUCGGGUCGGAUUCUGACGCCGACGCACCCCCCAGCGAGGACUCGGACGCGGCGGAGCCCCCGAGCUCAGAGGAGGAGAGGUGGGGGGGCGCCCAGAAGGCCCUCGCCGAGGACCCCGAGACGUGUCUGCAGCUGAACCUGGUGUACCAGGAGGUGGUACGCGAGAAGUUGGCCGAGCUGAGCCUGCUGCUGGCCCAGAACCGGGAGCAGCAGGAGGAGAUCACAUGGGGCCUGGCCGGCUCCAAGGGCCCCCGAGUGAAGGACGGCCGCAGCCUGCCCCCGAACAUGUACAUCGGCCACUUCCUGAAGCCCUACUUCAAGGACAGGGUCACGGGCGUGGGGCCGCCCGCCAAUGAGGACACGAGGGACAAGUCUGCCCAGGGUAUCAAGGGGUUCGAGCAGCUGCUGGUGACCAAGUGGAAGGGCUGGGAGAAGGCCCUGCUCCGGAAGGCCGUGGUGAGCGACCGUCUGCAGCGCCUGCUACAGCCCAAGCUGCUGAAACUCGAGUACCUGCAGCAGAAGCAGAGCAGGGCCGGCAGCGAGGCCGAGAAGCUGGCCCUGGAGCAGCAGGCGCGGGAGGCGGAGAGGGAGGUGCAGGAGAUCAACCGGCUGCCGGAGGAUGUCCUGCUGGGGCACAGGCUGGACAGCCACGACUGGGAGAAGAUCUCUAACGUCAGUUUUGAAGGGGCCCGCAGCGCAGAGGAGAUCCGGAAGUUCUGGCAGAACUGCGAGCACCCCAGCAUCAACAAGCAGGACUGGAGCCGGCCGGAGGUCGACCAGCUGAUGGCCAUCGCCGCCCGGCACGGGUUUCUGGAGUGGCAGAAGGUCGCCGAGGAGCUGGGGACCCACCGCAGCGCCUUCCAGUGCCUGCAGAAGUACCAGCAGUACAACAAGGCGCUCAAGCGCAGGGAGUGGACGGAGGAGGAGGACCGCAUGCUCACGCAGCUGGUGCAGGAGAUGCGCGUGGGCAGCCACGUGCCCUACCGCCGCAUCGUGUACUACAUGGAAGGCCGAGACUCGAUGCAGCUCAUCUACCGCUGGACCAAGAGCCUAGACCCACGCCUGAGGAAGGGCUGCUGGGCUCCCGAGGAGGACGCUAAGCUGCUCCAGGCUGUCGCCAAAUACGGGGAGCAGGAUUGGUUCAAGAUCCGGGAGGAGGUGCCGGGCCGGAGCGACGCCCAGUGCCGCGACCGGUAUCUCCGCCGGCUGCAUUUCAGCCUGAAGAAGGGCCGGUGGGACUGCAGAGAGGAGGGGAAGCUGCUGGAGCUGGUCGGGAAGCACGGCGUGGGCAACUGGGCCAAAAUCGCGUCUGAGCUGCCCCAGCGCACGGGCUCGCAGUGCCUCAGCAAGUGGAAGAUCAUGGUGCGGCAGAAGCAGGGCCGGCGGCGGCGGCGGCCCCGGUGCAGGGUGCGCUGGAGCUCCAGCUCCGACAGCAGCGUGGACGGCAGCGUGGACAGCAGUGUGGACGGGAGCUGUGAGGAUUCAGAGCCAGAGGAGGCCCCGCAGGCUGGGGCGGGAGGCCCGGCCCAGCCCUCGGCCCAGCACCCUGUCCCAGACCUGGCCCUGUGGGUGCCCGCCCGGACGGGCAUCACGGGGCGGGGGAGCGGAGGGCUGGGGGCCAGGCUGGGGUGUGCCUCCAGCCCGGCCCCUGGGGCGCCCCCCGGCCCCACAGACGCGAGCCGAGAGGAGCCAGCGGACGAGAAGGGCCAGUGUCGGCGGAAGGUGCCGCGGGAGACAGUGCUGCGGGUGCUGGAGAGUAACACGGCGGCUCGGCGCCGGAUGCUGAAGCAGAAGCUGAGCGGCCCUGCCCGCCCAUGUGUGCCACAGCAGUGGCCCAGGGCCCUCCGGAGGGGGCGUGCCCUGCACCAGCGGCUCCUGCACCGCCAGCUGCUGAUGGCCGUGAGCCCCUGGGUGGGCGACAUCACCCUGCCCCCGACGCCCCGCAGGCAGGCCCUGCGCACCCAAGCCGACAGCGUCCGGGAGCAGCUGCAGGACACCCGCCUGCCCAGCACGCCCGUCUUCACGCUCCUCAUCCAGCUCUUCCAGAUCGAUGCUGCCGGCUGCCUGGAGGUAGUGCGGGAGAGGAAGGCGCCAGCGCUCACGCAGGUGCCCCCGAGUGCCCAGGACAGCCCAGGCGGCUGCUCCCCACAAGUGCCCGCUCGAGAGGCCACAAGGAGCAGCAGGUCCAAAGGGGCCGGGGCGCCCCAGGCUGCAGCCCCCACCCCCGCCGCGCCCAGUGGGCCCCGGCCCAAGCCCAAGACUGUGAGUGAGCUGCUGCGGGAGAAGCGUCUGCGGGAGGCGCGUGCCCGCAGGGCUGCCCAGGGCCCCUCGCUGGCCGCCACACCCCUGCUGCUCACCCUGGCCACCCCGAGCACAGUGGGCCCCGGGCACACGGAGUCGCCCUGCCUGCCACAGACUUCAGGGCUCCCCGCCUGGGCCCCCAGCCAACUCCCGCCGGGGUCCCCGGGCCAGUCGCAGGCCCCCGCCGCGUGCCGGAAGCAGGGUCUACCCGGACCACCGCCCUUCCUCCCAGCCACCCCCAGCCCUGCACAGCCGCCUGGCCAGGCCCUGGGCAUGCCCGAGGCCAGGCCCCAUGCAGUCACCGGCGUCCCCCUGCCUGUCACCUGGGUCCUCACUGCUCAGGGGCUGCUGCCUGUGCCCACCGUGCUGGGCCUGCCCGGGCUGGCAGCGACCUCUGACCCCAAAGGACUACUACUGGCUCAGCUGCCCCCCUCGUCCAGUGCCUCUGCCCCGAGCUGCCCACAGCCGCCUCCAGGUAGCACAGAGCCAGGGCCGGAGCUGCCCGCCAGGACUGACGCUACCCCGAGCCCUGCGGAACAGGGACAGGACAAGACACGUGCCGGGGAGGCCCCUGCGGGCCUGAGACCCUCCCCCGCAGCCAGCCCCCGCACUGCUGAACACCUGGGCUGUGGGCUGCCACCGCCAGGCAGGACCCCAGCAGGCUCCCAGGGACCUCAGGACUUGGAGAAGCCCCCCCAGCCUGGACCGGAGAAGGGGGCUCUGGAACUGGGCCUGCUGUCCCUGGAGGCGGAGGCCGCGGUGCGGGAAUGGCUGGCUGGGCGGCGGGGUGUGUGCGCGUCCCCUUUGGGUCGCCUGCUGCCCUACCAGCCCCCGGCCCUGUGUGGCUUGCGGGCGCUGGCCGGCCUCCUGCUGCACAAGGCGGCCCUGGAACACCGGGCUGCCUCCCUGCUGCCCAGCGGGGCGCUGCCCACUGCACUGGCCGAGGUGCGGGCGCAGCUGCGGUGCAACCCUGCCUACCAGCUGCUCAGGGCCCGCUUCCUGGCGGCCUUCACCCUGCCCGCGCUGCUGGCCACGCUGCCCCCUCGCGGCAUCCCCACCACGCUGUCGGGGGCCGACCCCGAGACCGAGGACGAGGACUGCGAUGAGCUGGGGGAGCUGGUGCCACCCUCCAGCCUCAGCCCCGGGACGACCACAGCAGGAGAGGGCGCGCUGGACGCUGCCCCUGGCACCCUGGAGGCCUCUGACGACGGGGACGAGCAGAGGACGCGGCGGAGCCGGCACGCCCGGAAGCGCAGGAGGCUGGUGUGAGCGGCGGGUACGUGGGGGCCUCGAGCACUGCCGGGCUCAGCCCCGUCCUGGCGCCCGCGCUCAGGCCUCGCCGCCCCUCCCGGACCGCCCCGGCGGCCCAGCGUCCCGGGACCGGCCAGUGCAGGACAGCGCUGCGGGACGGAGGUGCGCGCCGGACGCGUGCAGACUGGAGCUCGGGGCGUGGGAAUAAAGGGAAUCCUGUCUGGC